Aplosporella prunicola CBS 121167 is the source of this 1635-nucleotide messenger RNA. RefSeq lists its product as uncharacterized. The record is from RefSeq and is a predicted model, not a curated record. Gene Ontology annotation, molecular function: snoRNA binding; protein binding. The transcript has a single exon. Gene Ontology annotation, cellular component: small-subunit processome. Lineage: Eukaryota; Fungi; Ascomycota; Dothideomycetes; Botryosphaeriales; Aplosporellaceae. The annotation marks the transcript as partial.
AUGUCGUCCUUUUUCACUGCGCCGGCCUCCCAGCGCAAGAGGAAGCGCACCUCGGCCGCCGCACCUGACAGGCCCAAGACGCAGCGCCGCCGUCGCGAGGAUUCCAUUUCUAGCGAAGAUUCAGACCAGGGCGACCACCCGGACAACGACGACCAUGGCGACACCGACGACACGGCUUCCGACGCCGCAGACGAGACGGCUGCCGAGCGCCGCCUGCGCCUCGCCGAGCGCUACCUGGACAACAUUCGCGAGGAGGUAGACGAGGCCGGCUUCGACGCUGCCGAGAUUGAUCGCGACCUCAUCGCCGAACGCCUCAAGGAAGACGUUGCCGAGGCCAAGGGUCGCCUCUACCGCCGCAUUGCAUCCUCCCUCGACUUCUCUGCCGCCGAGCACACCCUCUUCCGCGCCGACAACCAGGCCACCACGGCCGCCGCAACAUGCCCGCCCUACGCAUACACGGCCACCAAAGACAUGGCUCUGAUCAAAUGGUCUAUACCCACACCCCCCGAUUCGACCGCCAACCUGCCCACCAGCCUUACUCCCCGCCGUCGUCCCACCCAGCUCGUCUAUACCAAGGGAAACAAGAACCGCGCCAACGACCCCACGUUCCACCACCACACUGCGCCCAUACUCUGCAUCGCCGCCUCUGGCGAUGGCAAGUUUGUUGCAACCGGCGGUGCGGACAGGAAGCUCAUCAUCUGGCGCGCCGGAGACCUCACGCCUCUGAAGGUCUUCACCCAACACCGCGAUGCGGUAAUAUCUCUUGCCUUCCGCCGCGGCACGAACCAGCUUUUCAGCGCGAGCAAAGACCGAACGAUCAAAACGUGGAGUCUGGAUGAACUGGCAUAUGUCGAGACGCUGUUUGGACAUCAGGACGCAGUCAUUGACAUUGCAGCGUUGGCGCAGGAGAGAUGUGUCAGUGUGGGAGCACGGGAUCGGACCGCAAGGCUGUGGAAGGUUGUCGAGGAGAGCCAGCUGGUCUUUCGCGGCGGCGGGACGAGUGUCACGAGAACGAACAGGUCUGGUGGAAGCACGAGCAAGGCAGGAGGGGGUUAUGCAGAGGGCAGCAUCGACAGGAUCGCGCUCGUCGACGAGGAGACGUUCGUCACUGGUAGUGACAACGGCUCCAUUUCGCUGUGGUCCAUCAACAAGAAGAAGCCCGUCUUCACGCUACCACUCGCACACGGCUUGGACCCGCCCAUGAGGCCCGACGAGGUGCAUGCGGACGCCAAACUGGAGGGCGAGGAUGUCUGGAUACCGCCGCAACAGCCGAGGUGGAUCACUGCACUGAUCACCAUACCAUACACGGACGUGAUUCUCAGUGGAAGUUGGGAUGGGUGGGUUCGGGCGUGGAGGGUUAGUGAGGAUGGCAAGAGGAUUGAGCCGCUGGGAGCCGUGGGCCAAACGUCGCCAGGCGAAGGCGGUGACGGGCCGAUGAGCGACAGCGUAACGGCGACCCAGGAGAGUGGAACGGCGAAGGUCAGGGGCGUCGUCAAUGAUCUCUCGGUGUUCGAGCGGGGCGACAGGGGUCGGGACGGGAUCUGCGUCGUCGCGGCCGUCGGUAAGGAGGCGAGACUGGGGAGAUGGCGGAAGUUUGCGGGCAAGAACGCCGCCGUGGUUAUGGAAGUGCAGAGG